AAACUAAUCAUCGUUUACAAGGCCAGCUCUGAAACAGUCAAUCCUUCAAGUAAUGGGGAAGCAAUAUAUAUCCACAGUGAGUGCGGCAAAGGCUCAUGAACUGGACGUCCUGGGAUUAGCAAUUACGAAUAAGUACACAGUUACUGUAUCUAGCGAUGGAUAUGCAAAUUUUUGGGAUAACAAGCAAGACGAAGCCCAUGACCCAAAUGCUUUCGUUGUUAAGAAGUUUAUAAGCAAAUAUGGAGUGCAUCACGUAAGUGUUUACGAAAACAUAAUGCCUUCUACUAAAGUUAAAGUUGUUCUUUUAGCAUUUGCCAAUUUUGAUGGGUCAAUUGUCGUAAAAUCUUUUGUUAAUGAUGAUUUAUCAACUUUUGCAGAUGUGGAUACUGGCAAUGAAUUCAAAGCAUCUUUCUGGUGUCCAGGCUUCUAUAAGAAUCCAUUGGGCCAACAAGAUUUUUUAUUUGCCACUCAUGCCUCAGGAUCAACUUCGGUAUAUGAUUUGAAGAUAAAUUCCACAGAAAAUAGUAUUGACAUAUCGGUUUCCAUUGAGUUAGCAGGUAAACUAAAUGCCAAUGGUACUGAUAAUUCAUUUCCUAAUUCUCUUUCUGUAUCUAAGAAAGACAAACAAGUGGCUAUUGGUUAUACAAACGGAGAUGUGAUUUUAUAUGAUUUUGCCGCCAUGAAACCAGUGUACACCUUUCAUUCAACCGACUUACAGCAAACUGGUAAAGGCUCUGCAUCUAGCUCAAUUCCAAGAGUAGUUGAAUUUUCACCGGGUGGAUCUAUACUUGCGGUGGCUCGUGAUAAUCAAUCCUCCGGUACAAUCACAUUGUACGAUGUCGAAUAUGGUGAAAACAUUGGUUCUUUAACCACUCCUUCUCAUAGCUCUAAAAACAAAAUCGGUGGUUUCGCUCAUGAUGGAUGGGUAAUGGGAUUGAGUUUUGAUUCUGAAGGUAAAUUAUUGGCAAGUUGUGGUUUUGAUAAAUGCGUAAGAAUAUGGAAUUUGGAGUCAAGAGAGAGAGAAGCCACCAUAAAAGUCUCUAUAUCCGAUCUAGAAGAUACUGAACACGACGAAUCAGUGGACCAGAGUGUUGUUAGUGGUGUCCAGUUUAUAGAACGAGGUAUAAGAGGUGGAGCAGGUGGUGACUCGAACGAGGGGCUUUGUAUUAUCAGUUUUGAUAGAGCUAUCAGAUGGUAUAGAGAAGCCGGAGGUAUUUGAUAGAGAAAUGUAUAGAAAAGUCAAUGUAUAUUAGCUAAACUUCAUUUAGUCAAUUAUUGCAAAAAUAU
Molecule: messenger RNA, 1287 nt
Organism: Hyphopichia burtonii NRRL Y-1933
Lineage: Eukaryota; Fungi; Ascomycota; Pichiomycetes; Serinales; Debaryomycetaceae
Gene: SKI8
Product: SKI complex subunit WD repeat protein
Exons: 1
Coding region: 53-1219 (388 amino acids)
Cellular component (GO): Cdc73/Paf1 complex
Molecular function (GO): protein binding
Source: RefSeq, a predicted model, not a curated record